AUGUUUUUAAUGAAGAAUAUUGUUUUUGUGUACUCCGUCUUGGCAUACUUUGCUCAUUUUUGCUAUGCGGUUUCUAGCAAAUCUGGAGCAGUCCCUCCGGGAGCAACCGCUACAAAAGUAUAUAGAAUAGCUAGUGGUACACAUGUUACGGGAGUAGAAACAACGAUUUUUCGACCUCACAAGACUUACAAAGGACUGCCUACAGAUGCAUAUUACAAUUGUCAUCCUCAAAAAUAUUAUCAAAGUGAUAUGCCUAUUUGCUUGCCUACUCCCGGUUCUCGUUGGAUUAAGGGAAAGCCUCAAAGGGUGACUUGGGACCCUUUGUACUUUAAAGCAGAUGAAUUACGUCUCGUGUUGUCUUAUCAAAAUAAAUCUGGGCUAAUUGCUAUGGAAAAAAAAAUAAAAAAUAAAGACGGAGAGCUUAACCUGAAACCAAAUGACAAAUGGCUACAUGGCGACUUUCUUCAGAACCUGACUGUCAACAUUAUAAGCGUAGGCGAGGGAAAUCCUACUUUUAUAUCGGGCCCUAAUAUCACUCUACAAAAAUCUUUAGACCCUCAGGAACAGUAUGCAGAAGAACAAGAAAUUUAUGCACCUAAGCGUAAUUUAAAAGCAGCUAUUGCUGUGCCUUCUAUCUUCUUGGGUAUCAUACUCAUGAUAGUAUUGUAUCACACAUAUCGGAAGGAUACUUGGAAAAUCUUUAUUGCUAAGAUGCGCUUACGAAAAUCAAACGCUGGUUACGGAGUCCGUAAAAGUAGAAGACAGCGUACGCGUGGACGGCCAACUGUCAGCCUUGCUUCAAGAAGUGAACUUGUAUACGACGAUUCCGAAGACGAAGAGUAUUUCAAUUCACAACUUAAGAAAAUGUAUUAA
This is a messenger RNA of Schizosaccharomyces osmophilus, 873 nucleotides long. RefSeq names its product membrane trafficking protein, ER to Golgi Psg2 (gene psg2). The transcript has 3 exons. NCBI's taxonomy places the organism in Eukaryota, Fungi, Ascomycota, Schizosaccharomycetes, Schizosaccharomycetales, Schizosaccharomycetaceae. The record is from RefSeq and is a predicted model, not a curated record. The coding region runs from base 1 to 873 and encodes 290 amino acids.